AUGAGGGGUCAGGUGGAGAAGAACGAGGAGGCCGACCAGAAGAUCGAACAGGAUGGCACCCCCAACAAACCUGAGGACAAGGCCCAUAAGGCUGCCACCAAAAUACAGGCUAGCUUCCGUGGACACAUAACUCGGAAAAAGAUGAAAGACGGAGAGGAGGAGAAGGACGGCGACAGUCCCGCCGCCGAAAACGAGGCGACGGAUGGAGGAGAGGAGACAAAGAAGGUCGAGGGAGAGGAGGCGCCCGCCAAGCAGGAUGAGGUCAAAGCGGAGGAGGAGGCCAAGAAAGAGGAGGAGGAGACAAACCAAGCCAAAAGCCCAGCGGCGGACAAGCCGGCCAACUCCCCGGCAGCUGCCGCCGCCGCCCCGUCUCCCGUGGCGGCGGCCCCGGCCGCCACGGCGCCCUCCGAGCCGAAGGUGGAGGAGCAGGCCGCGGAGAAACCCAAAGAGGUGGAGGCUCCGGCGGCGGCGGCCAAGAGUCCCACCGCCGCCACGGCCGAGGACAAGAAGGAGGAGGAGAAGAGCGAGGAGAAGAAGAAGGAGGAGGAGGCCAGACAAGCCGACGUGCCUGCUGCUGUCAGUCCGACAGCCGAGAAGGAGGAGCCUAACCAAACAAAAGAUAAACAAGAUGCUGCAGCGGAGUCAAAAGCAGAGGAGGCCGCCCCAGCAGGAGGGGCAGCGGAGGCCACCGAGUCCAAGGACGACUAAGGCAACGUCUAACCCCAUGAAAGCAGAAUUAAGAAUAUGAAGCAAAACACAGAAAUGAAAAUCUAAAAAGGUUGCUCCUUUUGCCUCCCCAUUGAGGAGGCAGUCCGUUUCUAUUUGUUUGUCAUUUUUUGUGUGGCAAUGAUUUUCUCAUGUUGGGGGAGUUUCCAGCAUGACGUUUUUUGGCUCAAGCUAAUACUACGAGGAGGGGGAUGUCGAUCACGACGUAGACGAUGAAAUGAUUGUUACCCUGAUGACGAGGCGGGAGACUUCAUUUGGUAUAUCUUCACUAUCUAAUGUAUGUAAAUCAUCUGACGUAGUGACUGCUCCCAACUGGAUGUGCACACAUUUAAAAUGCAUCGCCGAUGCGUCAUACUUGCAUUGGAAUGCACUUUUUCCAAACGCACGUUGCAAAUAAAAUCCGUUCUGCAAACGCACGCACAAAAACAAGCAGGUUUUAAAAUGCAACUCCGGUUUUCAACACAACACGAGUGUAUUGAGAACAUAGCAAAAAAUAAUAAAUAGAUAAAAAUGAAAUAAUGCACUGACACAUCAGAUGGUUAAUAGAAUGUAAACUUAAAUGUGUGACAUAUCCAGUUGGUCAGCUUUUUCCAGAAUCCAUAAAUAGUAUAUAGAACAUGACUAUUACUCUCCUUAUUCUGCUUGAGUAACUCAAGCUUGGUUUACACCCCUUUUACUACUUAUACAGCAAAGGACCUGUUGCCAUUUAAAUCGUAUAAUAAACUAUAGAAAUAAACUAUAGUAUUAAUGUAACUGACUCUUAAAUAUAACGAUUUGUCAAGCAAACGUGAGAACAGUAGCAUGAACCAUCGAACCUGAUGCAUGAUGGGAACUCUCCCUAUGAGAGGAACUUCUUCGCAGACACCAAAACUUAAGAGGUGUGGCGGCUUCUUUUUGAUGUCUUCAGUGUUGUUAUGACAGUUUAUAUGAAUUGGAAAAUUACUCUUACACUGAUGUUACAGGAAAAAAAAGAAAAAGAAAAAAAUCUUUAAAGAAAAAUCCAACAAGUGAGCGAAGGUGAAAAAUUCUUUUCCUAUGUUCCAGUGAGUGCAAUGUCCAGUUUCAACCUUAUCAAGGAGUUCCAACUUGUGAGAAAAAAUGUGAAAAAAAUAAAAAUGGUUUUCAUGUCUGUUUUCAAAAAUAAAGCAAAUGUGCCAAUUACCAUCAUACA
Messenger RNA from Menidia menidia (Atlantic silverside), 1897 nucleotides. The record is from the annotation of a GenBank genome assembly. NCBI's taxonomy places the organism in Eukaryota, Metazoa, Chordata, Actinopteri, Atheriniformes, Atherinopsidae.